Hyaena hyaena (striped hyena) is the source of this 5488-nucleotide messenger RNA. It is a transcript of the gene DENND4B, whose product is annotated as DENN domain containing 4B. The transcript has 28 exons. Gene Ontology annotation, cellular component: cytoplasmic vesicle. The coding region runs from base 249 to 4706 and encodes 1485 amino acids. Gene Ontology annotation, molecular function: protein binding. The record is from RefSeq and is a predicted model, not a curated record. Gene Ontology annotation, biological process: regulation of Rab protein signal transduction. NCBI's taxonomy places the organism in Eukaryota, Metazoa, Chordata, Mammalia, Carnivora, Hyaenidae.
CCCCCCGCCCCGGCCCCGGCGGUCCCCCCGCCGCGCGCCCUCGGGCCGACUUCCGCCCGCGCAGCUUCCCCUCCCGGGUUUCGGGAAGUCCCCUCCCUUCCUCUCCGCGGCGCCCCACGCCUCCAGUCCUCCGCUGCAGCCACCCACUGAGCUGCGCCCCAGCUCUGCGCCCUAGGGCUCGGGGACCCCCGGGGCCCCCGCUCUCGGGUUGGGCCACGGCGGCAGAUGCAGUGAGUGAAGGGGGGGCCAUGGCGGAGGAGCGGCCCCCCCGGCUGGUGGAUUACUUCGUGAUAGCUGGGCUUGGGGGCAACGGAGCACCCAUCCCCGAGGAGACGUGGGUUCCCGAGCCCAGUGGGACCCUGCGCCCUCCGCGGCCCGCCGAUCCCAUCACUGACGUGGCGGUCAUCGCCAGGGCCCUGGGCGAGGAGGUGCCCCAGGGCUACACCUGCAUCCAGGCCUCGGCUGGGGGCCACCCCUUGGAACUCAGUGCGGGGCUCCUGGGUGGAACUCAGCCCGUCAUCUGCUACCGCAGGGGCCGUGACAAGCCCCCUCUGGUCGAGCUGGGGGUGCUGUAUGAGGGGAAGGAGCGACCCAAGCCUGGCUUCCAAGUGCUGGAAACGACACCCUACAGCCACUCGGCCAACCUAGCCCCUCCCGGCCCAGGGCACCCCCGCACCUACCUCACUUACCGGCGGGCAGCAGAAGGGGCGGGGCUGCACGCCCUGGGCAUCACUGACCUCUGCCUGGUGCUGCCCAGCAAGGGCGAGGGCACCCCUCACACCUAUUGCCGACUGCCACGCAGCCUCAACCCUGGCAUGUGGGGCCCCGCGGUGCAUCUGUGCUACAAAGUGGGCCUGGCCAAGGCCAACACGCUGGUGUACGAGGCCGAGCUGCUAGGCCGCUACCCCGAGGAGGACAACGAGGCCUUCCCGCUGCCCGAGUCGGUGCCCGUCUUCUGCCUGCCCAUGGGGGCCACUGUCGAGUGCUGGCCUGCCCAGACCAAGUACCCCGUGCCCGUCUUCUCCACCUUCGUGCUCACGGGUGCCGCCGGAGACAAGGUGUACGGGGCCGCCCUGCAGUUCUACGAGGCGUUCCCGAGGGCCAGGCUGUCAGAGCGGCAAGCGCGGGCCCUGGGCCUCUUGAGCGCCGUGGAGCGCGGCCGGGCGCUGGGGGGCCGGGCCGUCCGCAGCCGGCGCGCCAUUGCCGUGCUGUCCCGCUGGCCUGCCUUCCCUGCUUUCCGAGCCUUCCUCACCUUUCUCUACCGCUACUCCGUCUCGGGCCCCCACCGCCUGCCCUUGGAAGCGCACAUCUCUCACUUCAUUCACAACGUCCCCUUCCCCUCCCCGCAGAGGCCUCGCAUCCUGGUGCAGAUGUCUCCCUAUGACAACCUGCUCCUCUGCCAGCCUGUGUCCUCACCCCUGCCCCUCAGUGGCGCCAGCUUCCUGCAGCUGCUGCAGAGCCUGGGCCCAGAGCUGGCCGUCACCCUGCUGCUGGCUGUGCUCACGGAGCACAAGCUGCUGGUGCACUCGCUGCGUCCCGACCUGCUCACCAGCGUGUGUGAGGCCCUGGUGUCGAUGAUCUUCCCGCUGCACUGGCAGUGCCCCUACAUCCCGCUGUGCCCGCUGGUGCUGGCGGACGUGCUGAGCGCCCCUGUGCCCUUCAUCGUGGGCAUCCACUCCAGCUACUUCGACCUGCAUGACCCGCCUGCUGACGUCAUCUGUGUGGAUCUCGACACCAACACGCUGUUUCAGACUGAGGAAAAGAAGCUCCUCUCUCCUCGGACGCUGCCCCGCAGGCCCUACAAGGUUCUGCUGGCUAUGCUGACCAACUUGUACCAGCAGCUGGACCAGACGUACACGGGCCCCGAGGAGGAGGCGUCCUUGGAGUUCCUGCUCACCGACUACGAGGCCGUGUGCGGCCGCCGGGCCCGGCUGGAGCGCGAAGUCCAGGGAGCCUUUCUCCGCUUCAUGGCGUGUCUGCUCAAGGGCUACCGGGACUUCCUGCGCCCACUCACCCAGGCGCCCUCUGAGGGGGCUCGGGACGUGGACAACCUCUUCUUCUUGCAGGGCUUCCUCAAGUCCCGGGAGCGCUCCAGCCACAAGCUGUACUGCCAGCUGCUGCGCACGCAGAUGUUCUCGCAGUUCAUCGAGGAGUGCUCCUUCGGCUCCGCCCGGCACGCUGCCCUCGAGUUCUUUGACUCGUGCGUGGACAAGGUGCACCCGGAGCAGGAGAAGCCUGAGCCGACGCCCCUGGUGGAGCUGGAGGAGCUGUCGGGGAACGAGCUCACCGUCUUCAUCACCCCGCCCGAGGAGCCUCCCGCGCCGGAGGGCAGUGAAUCCGCCCCCCAGUACUGCUACGACGGCUUCCCGGAGCUCCGGGCCGAGCUGUUUGAGUCUCCUCAGGAGCAGCCCGGGGCUCUGCCCGUGCCCGGCCCGUCCCGCAGUGCCCCCAGCAGCCCUGCCCCCCGCCGUACCAAACAGGAGACGAAGGUGGCCCAGCGGAUGGCGCAGAAGUCGGCGGCCGUGCCCGAGCUGUGGGCGCGGUGUCUGCUGGGGCACUGCUACGGGCUCUGGUUCCUGUGUCUGCCGGCCUUCGUGCGCGCCGCGCCCUCCCGCGUACAGGCUCUGCACACGGCCUACCACGUGCUGCGCCAGAUGGAGAGCCGCAAGGUGGUGCUGCCCGACGAGGUGUGUUACCGGGUGCUGAUGCAGCUCUGCUCCCACUACGGGCAGCCCGUGCUGUCUGUGCGGGUCAUGCUGGAGAUGAGGCGUGCGGGCAUCGUGCCCAACACCAUCACCUACGGCUAUUACAACAAGGCCGUGCUGGAAAGCAAGUGGCUGGCUGGGACCCCCGGCGGACGUCUGCGCUGGGCCAAGCUCCGGAAUGUCGUCCUGGGGGCCGCUCAGUUCCGCCAGCCCCUGAGGGAACGGCGACGACGGCAGCAGCAGGCAGCGGCAGCAGAGGCAGGCGGUGCCCAGACAGAGCCCCGUCGGGAGCGUCACUCUCCUACCCGUCCGCUUCAGCGCCAGACCACUUGGGCUGGUCGAAGCUUUCGAGACUCAGCUUCACCCACAGGGCGCCUGGUGAAAAGUGGCAGCCUGGGCAGUGCCCGUGGGGCCCAGCCCACCGUGGAGGCUGGUGUGGCCCACAUGAUCGAGGCCUUGGGGGUCCUGGAGCCCCGGGGAUCCCCUGUGCCCUGGCGAGACGGAAGCCUCUCUGACCUGAGCUUGACCGGAGAGGAGCUGGCACCCGGGGGCAGCCCGGAGGACUCUGGUUCUGCCCUGAGCGCCCAGUCCACAGAGGCCCUGGAAGGGCUGAGUGGGCGGACGCCCAAGGCUGGUGGGCGUCAGGAAGAGGCCAGCACCCCCAGACGAGGGCUGGGCGCCCGCCUGCAACAACUGCUCACCCCUUCCCGCCGCCCCCCUGCCUCGCGUGGUCCCCCACCCGAGCUGCCCCCUGACCCACCUCCCCCAGCGCGUCGCAGCCCCAUGGACAGCCUCCUGCGCCCCCGAGAGCGCCCUGGAUCCACCGCCUCCGAGAGCUCAGCCUCUCUGGGCAGCGAGUGGGAUCUCUCCGAGUCUUCUCUCAGUAGCCUGAGCCUUCGGCGGUCCUCGGAGCGCCUCAGUGACACCGCUGGGUCCUUGCAGCCGCCCUCCCUGGAAAUCCUGUUGUCCAGCUGCUCCCUGUGCCGGGCCUGUGACUCACUGGUGUACGACGAAGAGAUCAUGGCUGGCUGGGCCCCUGACGACUCCAACCUCAACACAGUCUGCCCCUUCUGCGCCUGCCCCUUCGUGCCCCUGCUCAGCGUCCAGACCCUGGAUUCCCGCCCCAGGGCCCCCAGCCCCAAGCCUGCCCCUGCCGGAGCCGGUGGCAGCAGAGACGCUCCUGUCCCGGGGGGCCCAGGCCCCGUGCUCAGUGACCGUAGGCUCUGCCUUGCCCUGGAUGAGCCCCGGCUCUGCAACGGGCACAUGGGGGGCGCCUCCCGGCAGGUGGAGGGUGGGGCCUGGGCGUACCUGAGCCCUCUGGUGCUGCGGAAGGAGCUGGAGUCGCUGGUGGAGAACGAGGGCACUGAGGUGCUGGCAUUGCCUGAGCUGCCCGCUGCCCACCCCAUCAUCUUCUGGAACCUUCUGUGGUAUUUCCAGCGGCUGCGCCUGCCUAGUAUUCUGCCAUGCUUGGUGCUGGCCUCCUGUGACGGGCCCCCGCCCCCCCAGGCCCCGUCUCCCUGGCUGACACCUGACCCGGCGUCUGUGCAGGUGCGGCUGCUGUGGGAUGUCCUGACCCCUGACCCCAGUAGCUGCCCACCUCUCUAUGUGCUCUGGAGGGUCCACAGCCAGAUCCCGCAGCGGGUGGUGUGGCCCGGCCCGGCGCCUGCACCCCUUAGCCUGGACCUGCUAGAGUCGGUGAUGCGCCACGUCGGUCUCAAUGAGGUGCACAAGGCCGUGGGGCUCCUGCUGGAAACCCUGGGGCCCCCUCCCACAGGCCUGCACCUGCAGAGGGGCAUCUACCGUGAGAUCUUAUUCCUGACAAUGGCCGCUCUGGGCAAGGACCACGUGGACAUAGCGGCCUUCGACAAGAAGUACAAGUCUGCCUUUAACAAGCUGGCCAGCAGCAUGGGCAAGGAGGGGCUGAAGCAGCGGCGGGCACAGAUGCCCACUGCGAAGGCCAUCGAUUGCCGGAAAUGUUUUGGAGCACUUCUGGAAUGCUAGGGACCCUUAAGCUUUCCUCUCCCGGCUGGGGGGGGCGGGGGGAGGGAGUUGAGAGAGGAAGGGCUCCAGAGGUGGCCUGCUUCCCUGCCCCUCCCGUACAGGAGCUGGGGACGGGCUGGGAAGCAGGCCCAGCCACAGGCACCGAGUGCAUGGGCAGCAGGAAGAGGGGCCCACUGUUCCCAGAAUUCACAGUGGCCUAUGUGCAGCCGGCCCGGUGCGCUCACACUGAUGUAGGAGGCAGGGGUGCGGCGGGGGAGUUAGCACAGCUCUGUUUCUUCCCCAGACUAUACCCUCCUCCAGGGUACCCACAGAUCUGCGCUGCCCUGGUCUUUUUAUAAGUUUUUGUUUUAAAAAACAACUGGAAAAAUACAGAGCUACUGAGCCUUUGCCCCGAACGGGAGGGAGGGAUGUCAUUCCCCACCGGUGAUGGUCCUUCUUCCCUGGAAUUGCAGAAGUAGCCCGAGGCUCUUCAUUACAGCUUUCUACCUUAGUGUUUGUACUUUAAGUCAUUUAUUGUGGAGCCAUAGCCCCUUUCUUAGGAGGUUCUUAGGGAUGGUGAGAAACAGACGGGACGUGGGGCACAUGGUUCAGUGGUUUGCAGCUCCAGAAAAGGCAGGAGCCAAGAGAGGAGCCCCAAACUCCCCUCAGGAGGGACUGAUGCCCCGUCCAGCCCAGUCCUUCCCGCCCACUCCACCCGCCCAGGGCCUUGACCGUGCAAUAAGGAUUGUUCCUUGCAAAGUUUGUUGGAUGUAAAUAUAGUAAAUGCUGCUUCUGUCUUUUUC